AUGAAAGAUUUUGUUUUAUUAAAUGAUAAAAUAUUACCAAAUGAUGUCAAAUGCUAUAGUUGUUGUACGACUAUGGAUUUAAUAGCAUUGGUAACAAAAGAUGAUCAAAUAGUUAUACAUAGAUUUCUUACAUGGCAAAAAUUAUUCACAAUCAACCAUAUGUCGACAACUAUAAAUGAUAAUAACACUAAUAAUAAUAAUAAUAAUAAUAAUAAUAAUAAUAAUAAUAAUAAUGAUAAUAAUAAUGAUAAUGAUAAAAGUAAUAAAUCAAUAGUAUCAAUUCAAUGGAGUCCAAAUGGAAAGAUGAUAUCAAUUGGAUGUGAAGAUGGAUCAAUUUUUAUAUAUAAUAUUGAAAAUGCAAAAUUAAUAAAUAAAUCACAUAAUCAUAAACACCCAAUUCAUAAAUUGGCAUGGAUAAAAGAAGUUUCACAACAACGGUCACAACAACAACAACAACAACAACAACAACAACAACAACAACAACAACAACAACAACAACAACAACAACAACAACAACAACAACAACAACAACAACAACAACAACAACAACAACAGAAUAAGAAUGGUUCAACUAAAUGUAAUAAUAAUUAUGUAUCACCACCACUAUUUUUAUCACAAAUUAAACAAAAUAUGAAUUUAUUUCCGUCAAUAUCAUAUUAUUUUGAAAAUUCAAAAGAGGAAAAUAUUUAUUUAGGAGGAGAUAUAUAUGAUAGACCAUUUGAUAUUUUAAUUUGUUGUGAUAGUAUAGGUGUAAUUAGUUUACUUGCAUUUGGUUUAUUUAAAAUUGUAACAAUAGAUUUAUUAUCAUUAUUAAAACAAAAGUAUUCAAAUACUCAUUUCUUAAUUAAACCUUCAAAAAGUUUAAAAAUUUUAGACAUUACAUUAACAGAAUCAUUAAAUAAAUUAUCAGUUAUGAUUGAAACAGAUAAUGGAUUAUUUUUAUCAGUAACAAUUGAUACAUCGAUUUUAUUAGAGAAAAGGAAUGAAAUUCAUGAGAUAUCUUUACAAUACUUUUUAUUAUUUCAACUUCAACAAUCAUUAGAUAUUCAUAUAAAAGAGAUCACUGAAAAAUGGAAAGAAACUCAACAACAAUUAUCAACUAAAUGGGUAGAAUUUGAAAAGGUCUUAUCCGAUUAUGGUUUCUCUUCUUCAAUUGAACAAGAGUUAAUAGAUUUAUUAAUGUGUGGUGUACCUUCUCCACCAACUAAUCAAUUCAUUGUUAAUAAUAUUAAUAUUAAAAAAUUAAAAUUAACAGAAUCAAAUUGUAAUUCAAUUAGAGAGAUAUUAAUAAAAUAUAUAUUACCAUCAUUUUUAAAUAUAUUUCAUAUUAUUACAGUUUUACAUAAUAAUUCAUUAGAGAAUGAUGGAUAUAAAGGAUUAUUGGAUACAAAUACAGUUAAGAAUAUUUUAGAUUAUUGUGGUUCAUUUGGAAUGAGACUACAAUCAUUGGAGACUUUAAUUUGUGGUAUCGAAUCUCAUUAUACUUCAUUCUUCUCUUGGUUAUAUAAAGUUCAAUGUACACUAAAUGAAAUUCAACCCGAUAGAAAAUUAUCAUUACCAUUCAACGAAUUAUCAAUUAUGUCAUUAUUAAAAAAAGGAUUAAAAUUUGAUUUAUUAUUUUCAACAUCAACUUUAUUUUCAUCAUCAUCAUCAUCAUCUCCAUCAUCACCACCUUCAAAUAAUAAUUCGCCAACAUUUUCAUCAUCAUCAUCUAUUAAUAAUAAUAAUAAUAAUAAUAAUAAUGAACUGAAUCAAUCUGGUAAUAUUGGUUUUAGUAAUAAUAAUGAAAAUUUAGAAUUUCAAUAUAAAGAUUUAAAAGGUAACUUUCAUGAUCUAUUUAAGGAUUUUUCAAGUAAAAUCUUUGAAACAUUUAAUGAAAUUACAAUAGUUUUACCAUCUUUAUUUAAAUUUGAAAAUGUUAUACCAUUUUGCCUUUAUGAUAAGAAUGAUACUUCAGUGUCUCAUAAAUUUAAUUGUUCUUUAAUUUCUCAUCCAAAUGAUACAAUAUAUUUAUCAAUUUAUACUACAUUAUCAAAUAGUAAUAGAUUAUUUAUUUGUAAAAGAGAGGAUAAAUUGAAUUGGAGUUUCACUUGUUAUCAAUUGAAUGAAAAGUAUAGCAUUUUAGAUUGCAAAUUCUAUAAUAAUUCUUCUUUGAUGGCAUUGGUUUCAGAAGAUAUUAUCAAAGCCAAUCAAAAGAAAUCAACUAGAAAAAAUACAUAUUUGAAACAAUAUCAAUAUAAAACUGAUGACAAUGAUGACAGUGAUAAUAGAGAGUAUAUAAAAUUAGAUGUUAAUAUACCUCAAAGUACUAUUUUAUUAGAUCUUUUAGAUUCAUUUAAAUCUAGGGAAAUUAUUUUAAAAUCAAGAAUUUCACCAAUUACAUUUGAAUUAUCAACAUCAAGAAAAAUAUCAGCUACGUUUAUUGGUAAAAGAAGAGUUGCUUUAUAUGAUUUGGCAGAGGAUGAAGAAGAAGAAGAAGAAGGGGAGGAAGAAGAUAUUUGUUUGGUAAGAUAA
This is a messenger RNA of Dictyostelium discoideum AX4, 2514 nucleotides long. RefSeq names its product anaphase promoting complex subunit 4 (gene anapc4). Bases 1 to 2514 code for a protein of 837 amino acids. The record is from RefSeq and is a predicted model, not a curated record. The transcript has 7 exons. Gene Ontology annotation, biological process: protein ubiquitination; anaphase-promoting complex-dependent catabolic process. Gene Ontology annotation, cellular component: anaphase-promoting complex; nucleus. NCBI's taxonomy places the organism in Eukaryota, Evosea, Eumycetozoa, Dictyosteliales, Dictyosteliaceae.